CCAGAAGCCAGGAAUCGUUCCCUGGGUAGUUAGUUGUAGCUCUCGUUUCCAGUGUGGCUACCGAAGGACUACUAGCAGAGCAGACCUGUUCGCAUCUUGGAUUUAUCACAAGCAGUUGCUUCCAACUCGCAGAUAUAUUCCAAGAAAGGCAGACUGUUGUUUCAGAAGAUGGACGGAUCAUAUGUGUUUCUUUGACAAAGUUGCAGCAACGGCGAAGCCUUUAGAACGGAUACUGGAAAUAAUGUCACAUUUAAAGCCUGGAUACCAAGAAACGCGAGUAUAGUGUAUUUUGAACCGGUAUACUGUGGUGCUACGCUUUAGCUUAGUAACUCUUAUUGAGUGUCUAAUUCUUUUCUACAUCUAAGGAUUUAUAUAUGGUGGAUCUAUCUACGACUAAAAGGACUUUGAAAAGUAAGUGUACGAGAUGGACCAAGAAUAGUUUCUAUUCUAAAACGUACAUGCCAGCUGUCGUGUCGAAACUGAACACGAGCGAUGAUGCCUGUGCUAGUUCAACCAAAGCACCGGUUCUCGAUAGAGUCGUUGGUGGCAAAAGACGACCACCCUGCACCGAAACAGGUUCACAAUGUGUCUGCGGCUGGAACGGCAUGCUUCCCCGCCGAGUCUCUACCGGGUGGCCGCGGCCUGUCCGCUUUCUCGGUCAACCCAGCGUUCAAUCGCCCCCAUCAUCCUACCAUCGUGUCCCAGCAGAACUGUCAUCAGACAGACCCUAGAUCAUUCCAUAGACUUCACGAUAUCCAGGUUACGGCCACGGCAACAGCGGCGACGGGGUUUCCUUCUUCAGUAUGUACCGUACCGACCUCACACUUCCUCGCCGAGUACGGAGGCGGGCUGCCCGUCGGCAUGGCCCCGUCCGCGCCCCGGCACACGGUCGUCCCGCCGCACGGUCUCUUACCGCAACAUUCCAUGUCUCCGAUUCACCCUUGGGUCGUGCCUCACGGAUUCUUACCUCAGCACAGACUACAAGUUCCAGAAGGGGCGCCCGGGUUCAUGUACCCGUUCCGUAAGCCCAAGCGGGUCCGCACGGCCUUCACGCCGACCCAGCUCCUGCGGCUGGAGCACGCCUUCGAGAAGAACCACUACGUCGUCGGGCAGGAGAGGAAACAACUGGCGCAACAACUCACGCUCUCCGAGACACAGGUGAAAGUCUGGUUUCAGAACAGAAGGACCAAAUACAAACGGGACCAACAGGAAGACGAAGGUAGGAAGUCUCCACCCCGUCUGAAGGGCGCGCACCACGUCAACCGGUGGCGGGAAGCCACCAGAGAAUUCGUGCAGUUCCAGUCGUCUGCGUCCUCCCCUUCUGAGCCGGAUUCCUCCAUGUCGCCUAGCUGAGACCAAGGACAUUAUAUCUAGCUGAGACUGUACGGACAUGUAGAAAAUGUUUCAAAGGAGCAAUAAGUGAAAUAUCUGAGAGGAAGAGAUGGUUUUCUGACUUAAAAUGUUUGUUUUUCAAGGCAAAACGGAAUCCCUGCAGUUUCGGUCGUAUGCAUCCUCUUCUUCUGAACCGGGAUUCUUCCAUGUCUCCUUGCUGAGACUGUACGGACAUUGUCAGAGUUUCAGAGGAGCAAUCAGUGAAAUAUCUGUGAGGAAGCCUUGGUUUCUGACACAAAAUAAUUUUUUUAAGGCCACAAAGGAAUUCGUGCAGUUUCAGUCGUCUGCGUCCUAUCUUUCUGAGCCGAAUUCUUCCGUGUUUCACAGCUGAGACUGAACAAACUUGUCAAUCCGUUUGGAAGGAGCAAUCAGUGAAAAAUCAUCUAGGAAGCCUUGGUUUAUCUCUGACACAUUUUUUUUUCUGAAGGCCACAAAGGAAUUUGUGCAGUUUCUGUCGUCUGUGUCACCCUCUUCUACGCAGGAUUCUACCAAGUCACCUUGUUAAGACUAUCUGAACUGUACAAACUGUUUGAACGGAGUAAAGAGCGAAGAACUAUAUGUGAGAGUGAGGAACCUUUGAUUUUCUGACACAAAAUGCUUUGGUCACAAAAGUAUUUGUGACGUUUCCGUUGUCUACGUCUUCUCGUAACCUACUAAGCAGGAUUUUUCCUUGUCAACGGAGACAGCAUGAACUGUAGAUAUGUCCAAACUGUUCAGAAGGGGCAGUCCGUGAUACGCCUGAGAGGAAAUGUUGGUUUUCUGUCACCAAAUUCUUAAAGACCACAGAGGAAUUCAUGCAGUUUCAGUGGACUGUGUCCUUCUCUUAUUUUAGCCGAAUUCUUCUUUGUCGCCAACUUUUGGCACACCCAAACAAUAGAGACAUUCUCAAACUAUUUAAAGGGAUCAAACUGUGAAAUGCAUAAAGAAACCUUGGUUUUCUGAAUGUCUGACCCAAAAUGUUUUGUUUUUAAGGCUGGCCACAUGGAAAAAACAAAAAAGAAAACAUUUGACAAUGACAUUGCACAGAGUCAUCCUUAAGUACAUGGCGACGUGGACAACAAAAUGAAAACAAAUUUGGGCAGAAGUUUGUUGUCGUUUGCACGAACCAAGAAAUUCCGGGGUCAUAUAUUCCUAUAAAAAGGGUGACCGAUGUAUUGUGUGUUGCCCGCAUGUUGUUAUAUCAAUUUGGAAAAAGGCUAAACAAUUUAUGAUAAAGAGAUAUCAUUGUUUUUUUUAAUGUCCAUGUUUUGCGCCGAGAUUGGAAA
Molecule: messenger RNA, 2657 nt
Organism: Branchiostoma floridae (Florida lancelet)
Lineage: Eukaryota; Metazoa; Chordata; Leptocardii; Amphioxiformes; Branchiostomatidae
Product: homeobox protein EMX1-like
Exons: 3
Coding region: 493-1353 (286 amino acids)
Biological process (GO): neuron differentiation; central nervous system development; regulation of DNA-templated transcription
Molecular function (GO): DNA-binding transcription factor activity, RNA polymerase II-specific; DNA binding
Source: RefSeq, a predicted model, not a curated record